CAAACUGAAGCGGCUACGCAUCUGAAGAAUCAACACUUUUUUUUAAUUUUAUCUUAAAUGUAUGUCAAUUCUGUAGAGGAUCAGAGAAGAAACAUCUGUAACUGAAGGUGUGGGACCAUGUUGGAAUUAAAUAAGGUGGCACUCCUGCUGUCUGUCCUGGCUGCAGUGGCUCUGGGCCAAGGACCUUUGAGGACCAGGAGCCAGUCAGACAGGAUCAGGAGAGUGGCCCUCAACAAGUUCACUGACACUCAGACAACAGGCGUGACAGAGUGGACGUCUUGGUUCAACAUCGACCAUCCUGGAGGGAAUGGAGACUAUGAGCGCCUGGAGGCGAUCCGUUUCUAUUACAGGGAGAGGGUUUGUGCUCGGCCCACGGCCAUGGAGGCUCGCACUACAGACUGGGUGGCAGCGGCAGAAACCGGGGAAGUGAUCCACUCCAGUCUGGAGAAAGGUUUCUGGUGCAUCAACAGGGAGCAGCCACUGGGCCGCAUCUGCUCCAACUACCAUGUCCGCUUUCAGUGUCCCCCAGUGCAGAGCUACUGGACUGACUGGAGUGAGUGGGGUCCCUGUUCAACUGCGGUUUGUGACGACGUAGGCAUCCAGGUCCGCCAGAGGAAAUGUGUGAACACCCAGCCCAUGCCUCUCCUGUUAGUGCCAGCGUGCCUGGGGCACCAUUCAGAAAGGAGGGAGUGCUCCAACCCUCCAUGUACAGCCAAGUGGAAUCGGUGGGGUCGGUGGGGUACGUGUUCAGCGACCUGUGGUGGAGGUCGCAGGAUUAGGAGGAGGACCUGUGCGAGGAGCUCAGCAACAGUUGAGUGUACUGGACGGCCUGUUGAAAUACAGAAGUGUGGGAAGAGUCCAUGCCCAGCCAAAUGUCAGCUUGUGUGCACCGAGGGCCGCCCCAACGAGGACUGCAGCCGGUGUACGUGUGACGACCACGUGGUGCACGGAGAAGUCCACAGUGUGACUGGUGCCCCUGUGGGAGGAGCCUGGGUGGCACUAGCCAGCCACCCCAAGGUGAUCCGUGCCCUUACAGAUGCCAAAGGUCAGUUCAGGCUCACAGGAAUCUGCUCCUCCAGCUCCACCUUGAUCUCCAUCAAGAAGGAUAAGUUUACCCCGAUCACCAUCUCCACCUCCAGUAACACCACAGGGUCGUCCUGGGUACGGGCUGUCCUCAAAUCAGCCGAAAAGCCGUACAUUGUGAAGCACCCGGAGGACAAAGUGCGUUAUGAUGGAGGACGGGUGAUGCUGUGCUGCAAGGCAACGGGAUCGCCAACACCUGAUAAAUACUACUGGUACCACAAUGGGACACUGCUGGACAGGAAGGUGCACAAGUAUGAAGAUGAGCUUGUACUGUGGAACCUGAAGCCGGAGCAGUCGGGGCAGUACUACUGCAAGACCAGCAGCUCUGCAGGCAGCAUCAAGUCCUCUCCAGCCCUCCUCACUGUGAUCGCAAAAGGAAAGCCAGCGUGCAAUCCCACCCCUGAGACGCACCUCAUCAGACUGCCGGUGGACUGCGUUCAACCCGGGACGGACUCCAUGCACUACAACGCUGGCCGCUGUCCUCACAACAAAUGUGCUGGCUCCCUAGACUUUGAUAUGCGCUGCAGAGAUGGAGCUGGGUUCUGCUGCGGCGUCCAAAAUAUGGAAAGUCGAAUCAUCGACUGUGGGAGAUACAGCCUCCCUAUCCGGGCGGUGACGCAGUGCAGCUGUCAGAAGUGUUUGCAGCCCGCUGUGCUGGUUCGUGGCAGAGUGGUCACAGCUGACAAUGGCGAGCCUCUGCGUUUUGGGCACAUCUACAUCGGUAAAGAGAGGGCAGGCACCACUGGAUACCAAGGAGGUUUCACAUUGCAAAUUACGCCGGAUACGCAGAGAUUAGUGGUAAACUUUGUUGACCCCACUGAGAAGUUUCUAGACACUCCUAAAGUGUUCAUCCUUGAUAAGAAAGGUGGGUCCAUCUACCACAAUGUGAAGGUGAUGAGAAAGCAGACACCAAUUGAUAUCAAUGCAGGAGAGACCAACUCUAUUAACCUAGGGGAUAUUGAAGGGGAAGACCCCAUUGGUCAGCUGGUGAUUCCUCCCAACUCCUUCCACAAGGACAAUGGAGACAUCUAUGAGGGUACUGUGAAAGCCAGCGUCACAUUCAUUGACCCAAGAAAUAUCACCACGGCGGCCGCGGCCCCUGGCGAUCUCAACUUUGUGGACGAUGAGGGCGACAUGCUCCCUUUGAGGACCUACGGCAUGUUCUCUGUGGACUUCAGAGAUGAAGCCAACAAGGAGGUACUCGGCGCUGGAGCUGUUCAAGUUCUUCUCGACACGCAGCACGUCAAAAUGCCAGAGCACAUUCCCAAAAUGAAGCUGUGGUCUUUAAACCCAGACACAGGAGUCUGGGAAGAGGAGAGUGACUUUUCCUACACCGCAACAACCGCUGAUGGUCACGGGCGGAGCAAACGAGAGGACCGCACGUUCCUCAUAGGUAACAUGGAGAUCAGAGAACGCAGGCUCUUCAAUUUAGACGUGCCUGAAAACAGGCGCUGCUACGUCAAAGUCCGUGCCUACAUGAGUGACAAGUUCCUGGCUAGUGAACAGCUGGAGGGCGUUGUGAUCAGCUUGAUCAAUCUGGAACCCAAACCUGGAUAUUCCUCUAAUCCUAGGGCGUGGGGCCGCUUUGACAGCGUCAUAACUGGAUCCAACGGGGCCUGUUUACCAGCUUUCUGUGACGCAAUAAGGCCUGACGCUUACACCGCUUAUGUCACAGCGACGAUGGGUGGGGAAGAGCUGGAAGCAGCUCCCUCUACCCCCAAGAUGAAUCCAAACAUUAUUGGAGUGUCUCAGCCGUAUCUGGAUAAAAUAGACUACCAGCGCUCAGACCACGAUGAUCCAGCUCUGAAGAAAACAGCCUUCAGAAUCAACUUAGCAAAACCUAACCAAAAUAAUUUUGAUGAGACCAAUGGGCCAAUAUAUCCGUAUCAGAAUUUAUUAGGUUGUGAAAAUGCCCCUAUUGAUGCAAAUCAUUUCAGAUUCUUCAGAGUGGAAAAGGACAAGUAUGAAUACAACGUUGUUCCCUUUGAGGAGAAUGAUUUGACGACCUGGACGGGAGACUACCUCUCCUGGUGGCCCAAUCCCCAGGAGUUCAGAGCUUGCUACAUUAAGGUCAAGAUCCACGGACAGAAGGAAGUGAUGGUCAGGUCGAGGAAUCUGGGAGGAACACACCGACAAACAAAAGGCAAACUUUAUGGCAUAAGAGACAUUCGUAGCACCCGGGACAUGCGAGAAGCCAACAUCUCAGCAGCCUGUCUAGAGUUCAAAUGCAGCGGCAUGUUGUUUGAUCAGGCUCAGGUGGACAGAUCCCUCAUAUCAGUUCUUCCACAGGGGAACUGUCGCAGGACUGGCACCAACGGUCUCCUACAAGAGUAUCUCAUCAAACAUCCACCAGUCGCUCAAAACAACGAGUCCCAUGUAUUCACCAUGCUAUCCCCCGUUGAUCCUUUGGGACACAACUACGGCAUCUACACAGUCACAGACCAGAACCCCAGGGUGGCCAAGGAGAUUGCUAUAGGCCGCUGCUUUGACGGCACCUCGGACGGUUUCUCCAGGGAGAUGAAGACGGACACAGGAGUGGCACUGACCUUCAGCUGUCCAGAGAGGAAAAUUAACAGAGAAAGCCUUUUCCAACGUCUGCAGACCAACCCGGGUCAGACUCUGUCCCAGAUGGCGAGGAGCAUGAGGGAGUCGGAGGGCCUGCAGGUGCAGGGAUUAGCCACCCAGGUGGUGGCCUAUCCUUCAGAGCAACAGGGCAGGACCCAGAGUCGCAGAGUCAGCUCGACAACCAGGAGGAGAGCGUCCAUGCGCACACAGCAACGCCAAUAAGUGUUCCAAGGUCUUCCGUCAAGACUGAUAUGACGUCAUCAAAUCGAGGAGGUAAAAGUUGCCCGUCUGUUGAUGAACUCCCUCUUGACUAUGGAAACCACAAAAAACGAGGCAGACAGCAAUUCAGCGAAACCAGUGAGAGUGGUUGAAGAUAUUCAUUACACUUACCGGCAUACUUACUUGAAGGGUUUGGUAUAUUAAUUUCUUCCUUCCCUACGAAAAGACUUGCAUCAUUUGAAUGUGUAACGCGGUGACCGGCACUUACUGUACUUACUGUACUUAAUUAGCUUUGGUCUAAUUUUAUGUAUGAAUAGACUAAAUUGACGUUUGAGAAUGUAACUUUUAUACUUCUAAUUUGUGGCAUUUUUUUGCUGACGUCUCUCUUCGCUUGAGUUGAAACCAAAACUUCACAAACUGUAAAUACUACGCCAGGCCCCUAACACUUUAUAAUUGGCUUUCCACUAAACUUCUCUUCAAGAUCAGAAAGAAAUCAACUUGAGAUCCUCGUUGUCUGCAAUAGACACUGAGUCUCUUUUUCUACAAAGUCUCUCCACCAAGCGGAGGCAGCGGGGUGAGGCAUGCCACCCAGGGAACAGAGGAUGUUUUCAGUCAUGCUUCUUAAUGUUUUUCAUUAACAUGCCACAUUGCUAACUGUGAUUCAGCCAAACGUUCUUUCACACCUACUUCAAAUGUGCAAGACCGAGGCCUCCGCCAAGACAAGCAUGGAUCUCACUAGUGGCAGGCUGUCUUAAAUGAGGAUAGUUGAUUGAGAGGUAUGACAUAAUUUCCUUUUGUCCAAAUAAGCAUCACCAAAGAAAAUAUCACUUAAAAGUAAAUAUUCCCAAAUAUCCCACUUUCUCAGAAAACCCUUACAGAGACUCAUUCAGGGUCUAAAUUCACUUUGUUUUUGUUGUUGUUGGGUAAUGUGCUUAUGAGCUGCCUUUUGUAUCUUGAAGUGCAAUAACUAUAUAAUUUAACUUAAGAAUUCUUAAAGAUCAGCAUGUAACGAACUAUAACAGUACAUAAAAAGUGCUGCAGGUGAAUGAAGCAACAGCUCCUUCAGAUAGUGGGGUUAAGGCGUUUGUACGAGACCUUGCACAGGACUCAAUUCAACUGCUACACUAUGUAAUCAACUCUCUGAACUGCCUAGAAUCUAUUAACCUUUUCAUACUUUGCUGCAUGACUCAGUUGAUUUUUUACAAUUUAUACACCAGAGUAAUCUUUUCAACUUCAGAGAGCAAUCUUGUUAGAGGGAGUUAAAACUCUCAGCAGAGCCCUCUCUUCAUUAACAAAACCCACUGUAUGAUUCUUACUCGAGAGUGAUAAUUAAAAAGUGACACACUUGUGAAUUUACUGGCCACGUUUUCAUAAAUCCUGUCAAUGCGACACUAUAAGUAUAUUUCUGCCCGGUCUCACCAAAUAAAAACUAGGCCGACAGACGCUCACCGAUGGCCCCAAACUGUCUGACAGUUAAAUAACACACAAAAAUGUAACACACGAACAUGUGGCUUAUAAGUGACACGCUUAAACAAAGUCUAAAAUGCGUUAUCAUGACACAGGGAAUGUCCUUAAAAUGUCGAGCUAUUUAUACACCUUCCAUGAGAUUGGGUUGGUACAUUUUAAAGUAUACAUCUUGAUACUGUAGAUACUGAGACAGAUAAUUAGACUUAGAUAACGAAUAUUAGUCUAUUUUAAUUGAGGUUGGUGAUAGGAAGAAACUCCCCUCGGUGAUAAAAGGCGCCAAACUUGUUUAUCUGCUAAAUGAGCACUUGCAGACCCAAAAAAAAGCUCUUCAAGCUGAACUAAUCCAAAACCAUAUAAGGGGAACCGUAGUCCAUGGAGAAACCACGAGAGGCUUACGAGUAAAUAUAAGCCUGCUGUUAAUUAGAAAGUAAAUUACAUAUUCUCCUGAGGACUAUUAAAACAGUUUGACCCUGACUUUCACAAACAGCCAAACAAUUUAAUUUCCAGGAAACACAGGCUGGAAUUAACAACAAUAAACAAUAUACUGGGCCCAAAAGGAUUAUGUUAAAACAUAUGUACCAUUUAAAUGGCUCCCAGCACAUUGUACAGACAACUCCAUUUAAGCUUGAUUAUAUUUGUAUUCCCAAUGUGCAACAGCUUUGUUUGUGUGCUAUAAAGGUGCAAAUGCAAAGUUGUAUGUAUAAAUGAAAACCAUAUAUUGUAACCCCAAGUCUUGGCCCCACGUCAAAAAAACAAUCUUUUUCCAUUAUGUACUUUGAGUAGCACACUCCAGAAAAACACUCAAAAAACAGAGUAAUAUGGAGUGACAACACGUGAUACCUUCGCCAUUAUCACCGACCUCUCUAAUCACAGGCCUGCGGGCCGUCCACGACUCAGAAGUUCAGAUCUCCAGAUGAAAACAAACAUCUCCCCGCAGCAGUCGAAGCAUCCACCCUGUAAAAAAAAAAAAA
Molecule: messenger RNA, 6305 nt
Organism: Sebastes umbrosus (honeycomb rockfish)
Lineage: Eukaryota; Metazoa; Chordata; Actinopteri; Perciformes; Sebastidae
Gene: cilp2
Product: cartilage intermediate layer protein 2
Exons: 10
Coding region: 118-3870 (1250 amino acids)
Source: RefSeq, a predicted model, not a curated record